AUGGUUAUCUUCAAGUUUUUGAGGAGCAAACUCUCCCAAUUCAUGAUGAAAACGAACCGCCUUGUCUUACUGCGCCAUGGCGAGAGCGAGUUCAAUCAACUGAACAAGUUUUGCGGCUGGCAUGAUGCGCCCUUGAGCAAGGGCGGCAUGGAGGAUGCGCGCAAGAUAGCUGCCCUCAAUCUGCUAAACGCCAAUUUGGAAUUCGAUAAAGUGUACACCUCAACGCUGUGCCGGGCCCAGACGACCACAGAUAUCAUACUAAGGGAGAUGAAGUCCUCGUUUGUGCCCGUGGAGUCGCACUGGCGACUAAACGAGCGGCAUUAUGGCAAUCUGACUGGAUUCAACAAGCGCCAAAUGUCGGAUCAAUAUGGCGAGGCGCAGGUACAGAACUGGCGGCGUGCCUUUGAUAGCAUGCCACCCUCCAUAACGCCCCAGAACCCCUACUAUUUCGGCAUCCGCAAUAAUCCCUCCUUCAGCGAUGUUCCUGCCGAUCAGUUUCCCUUUGCGGAAUCCAUGCACAUGUGCUCGGACCGUGUGCUACCGGUUUGGGACGAGAUCAAGAAGGACAUGCUGAAUGGUAAGCGUGUGUUGGUCUGUACGCACGGCACAGUGGUCAGAGCGCUUAUCAAGCACAUUGAAGGUCUAUCGGAUGAAGCAAUCAGCAAGGUCAAUAUUCCCAAUUGCGUGCCCUGUGUAUAUGAAUUCGACAUAAAGACGGGCAAACUGAUCAGCCCGAUGACCUAUCUAGGUGAUCCGGAGUAUAUCAAGGCCAAGACCGAACAGGUGGCCUCUAUUGGAAACUAAGCGAAUGCUGUGCAAUGGUUAAGAACCAAAUUUUCUCUAUGAAUUUAUCAAUGUACAUACAUACAACACUUAAUAAACUUUAUUCUUUAUUCUGACCAUUAA
Scaptodrosophila lebanonensis is the source of this 906-nucleotide messenger RNA. Its product is annotated as phosphoglycerate mutase 2. Bases 1 to 804 code for a protein of 267 amino acids. Gene Ontology annotation, biological process: glycolytic process. The record is from RefSeq and is a predicted model, not a curated record. Gene Ontology annotation, molecular function: intramolecular phosphotransferase activity. NCBI's taxonomy places the organism in Eukaryota, Metazoa, Arthropoda, Insecta, Diptera, Drosophilidae. The transcript is spliced from 4 exons.